Phyllotreta striolata is the source of this 709-nucleotide messenger RNA. NCBI's taxonomy places the organism in Eukaryota, Metazoa, Arthropoda, Insecta, Coleoptera, Chrysomelidae. The record is from the annotation of a GenBank genome assembly.
AAUUAAUUGACAGGUGACUGCUUCACCGCAACAUUCAGGACCUAUUUUUGACAUUAUAACAGAUUAUUUACCUUUGUUUUUGCGAUUUUCAUUCUAUAUUUUACUUAAAUUUCCCAAUAAAAGCAGCGUGAGACAACAUUUUCCACAGAUCGCAAUCGAAUAAUUGUUCACAGAUCUAGAUAUGGGUCGCAUAUUUCUGGAGCAUAUGGGCGGAAACCGACUGUUUUCUUGCGCCCAUUGCGGUACGAAUUUAACGAAUCGAUCGGAAUUGAUCAGCACCAGAUUCACGGGGGCCACAGGCAGGGCCUUCUUGUUCAACAAAGUAGUCAAUCUGACCUACAGCGAGGUGCAAGACAGGGUCAUGUUAACUGGACGUCAUAUGGUGAGGGAUGUAUCUUGUAAAGCCUGUGAUACAAAAUUAGGUUGGAUGUACGAAUUCGCUACGGAAGAUAAUCAGAAAUACAAAGAAGGCAGGGUGAUUUUGGAGCGCGCGCUGGUCACAGAAAGCGAUGGAAUGGAAGAUAGGCUGUACAACGAGAGAAGGAGAGCUCGCGAUAUCCGCAAUUAGUUGUAAGUUGCACUCCUAGCGCUAGUAAGGAAUUAAAUUAGGAGUUUUUUCGAAGUUCGAUGGUUUUUGCAUCGGAGCGUAUAGUGGCAAGAGUAAGUUGUGUUUGAUUUUUACUUUUUAAUAAUAAAUAUUUGUAUCGAA